Molecule: messenger RNA, 2415 nt
Organism: Phalacrocorax carbo (great cormorant)
Lineage: Eukaryota; Metazoa; Chordata; Aves; Suliformes; Phalacrocoracidae
Source: RefSeq, a predicted model, not a curated record
ACGGGGCCCGCCCGCGGCUGGCGGCGGCGCGCGGCCGCGUCCCCGUGGCCGUGAAUGAGCGCGGGGGGCGGGAGCGGAGCGGGAGCGGAGCGGGCGGGCCGCGCUCCCACCGCGCUCCCACCGCGCCGCGCCCCACAAAAGUGCGGGGCUGCCGCGGCCCGGGCCAGCCCAGCCGCUUCCCGGGCCGAGGGGGCGCGGAGCAGCCGAGCCGAGCCUCGCUGAGCCUCGCCUCGCUGAGCCGCGCCGAGCCGAGCCGCGCCGCGCCGAGCCGCUGCGGGGGGCGCUGCGCCGCGCCGGGUUUUUUAUUUCCAAUUUUUGAUCGCAGCUGCAUUUCCCUCCCCCCGCCCCCCCGCGCCGAGGAGGAGCCCCGGCUUUAUGUGGUGCUGCCCGGAGAGCGCUCGGCGGCCGUGAAGUUCUUUGUGUCGCCGUCGCCUUCCGUUUUUUUUUUUUUUUCUUUUUUUUUCUUUUUUUUUUUUUUUUAAAUGUAUAACUUCAUGGGUCUGAACAGCACGGCCGUAGCUAUUCAGCCCAAUGUGUCCUGCACAUGCAACUGCAAAAGGUCUUUGUUCCAGAGCAUGGAGAUCAGCACUGAAUGUUUAGGUCGCACCUUUCCAGGUAAACUGGCGGAGUUGGAGUUUGUACAGAUAAUCAUAAUCGUGGUGGUGAUGAUGGUGAUGGUGGUGGUGAUCACGUGUCUGCUGAACCACUACAAACUCUCUGCGCGAUCCUUCAUCAGCCGGCACAGCCAGGGGAGGCGGAGAGACGAGAACCUCUCAUCAGAGGGAAGCCUGUGGCCUUCGGAAAGCACCGUGUCGGGGAAUGGAAUAACAGAGCAGCAAAUCUACACCCCGAGACCCAGCGACCGCCUGGCAGUGCCAUCCUUUCUGCAGAGGGACCGCUUUAACAGAUUCCAGCCAACCUACCCCUACAUGCAGCACGAGAUCGACCUGCCGCCCACCAUCUCGCUGUCGGACGGCGAGGAGCCCCCCCCGUACCAGGGACCCUGCACGCUGCAGCUGCGAGACCCUGAGCAGCAAAUGGAGCUCAACAGAGAGUCGGUCCGGGCCCCCCCCAACAGAACCAUCUUCGACAGUGACUUGAUAGAUAACUCCGUGUACGGGGGGCCGUGCCCCCCCAGCAGUAACUCUGGCAUCAGCGCGACCUGCUAUGGGAGCAAUGGUAGGAUGGAGGGACCGCCGCCGACGUACAGCGAGGUGAUAGGGCACUACCCCGGGUCGACGUUUUACCAGCACCAGCAGAACAACAACGGGAUGCCCUCCAUCUUGGAGGGCAGCAGACUCCAUCAUUCACAAAUCAAUGGCCUUGAGAGCACAACCGCGUGGAACAAAGAGAAAGAGAAACAAAAAGGGCACCCCUUUUAAAAAAAAAAAAAAAAAGAAAAGAAAAAAAAAGGAAAAAAAAAAGGCAAGAAAAGUAAAUGAAACACUCUGCACUUCUCAUUAAAAGAAAAAGGAGAGAGAGAGAGAGAGUUGAGGAAGAUGAGCAAAGAAAAAAAGCCCUUCCCCAUCUCUCCAUGUAUAAAUAUUUACUUGUUAUGUCUGGUCUGAAUGCACAAGCCUACCAAGCUUGCAAAAACAUUUCUUUAUUGAGCUGUGUCUAGACGUUUAAAAAGGAAAAAAAAAAAUCAACUGUAGUCUUUUUUUUUUGUUUGUUUCUAGUUGAGCUGUGUGUGAAUGCUUUUUUUUUGUUUGAUUAUUUCACUUAUCUUUAAAGACAAAAUAUUUGCACAAAAAACAUUUUGUUUAAAGAUCUGCAAUAUAAAUAUAUAAAUAUAUAUUAAAAAUAAGAGAAAGUGUAUGUGUAAGGAGCAGGAGUAUUUUUGUAUUAGAAGAGGCCUAUUCAAAAAAAAAAAAAAAGUUGUUUUCUGAACUAGAAGAAAAAUGGCAAUUUUUUGAGUGCCAACUCAAAAAGCGUGUAUUACAUUGUAAAAAAACAAAAAACAAAAAAAAAAUCAAAAGCAGGGGUUUAGAGUUAUUUAUAUAAAUGUUGAAAUUUUGCACUAUUUUUUAAUAUAAAUAUGUCAGUGCUUGUGUUGGUCAAAGCCUCUAUCAUGUCUACCAUGAACCUGUUAAGGGAUAUAUGUCAAAGUGAAGAACAAAGUAGCUGGAAGGGGGUGGAGAAUCGCUGAAGUGGAGAUGCCAGCCCCGGGAGCGGUGAGCGAGACUGCAUCUUAUGCAAAUCCUUAAUUUCCAGAGUCCCUGCGCGUGGCCGCCGACAGUCACGGCGUUAUACAUUCCCUACAAAGCAAGAGGAGUCGGGGUGUGUCUGUAUGUCAUCCGGUAGGAUUAUUGGAGUAAAAAGGUAAAAUAAAAUCUCCCUGCUUCUGAGAGUCAGUAAUGACUGAAGCAGGCAAAAAUUACUUGAUUUUUUAAUUUUUUUUUUUUGGGGGGGGGG